Adineta steineri is the source of this 1329-nucleotide messenger RNA. The record is from the annotation of a GenBank genome assembly. Lineage: Eukaryota; Metazoa; Rotifera; Eurotatoria; Adinetida; Adinetidae.
AUGCCUCUCGGAUUUGCUUAUAGUGCGUCGGAAAAUGCGGACAUGGUCGGCAUUCUUUUUAAGAUGUCCAUUGAUCCUUGUGUUAAAUCAGCACCAUUUGCUUUCGUCAAAGAAGUGAGUUCUAUUAAGGGCGAAGAUGAAAUUCUUUUCUCGAUGCAUACCGUCUUUCGAGUGAGUGCAAUUAAACAAAUGGAUGAUGAGAAUCAACUUUAUGAAGUUGAAUUACAAUUAACAUCGGAUGAUGACCAACAAUUACGAUUGCUUACUAAUCGGAUACGAAAAGAAGUUGAUGGUACUGGAUGGCAAAGAUUGGGUACCUUAUUGCUUAAAAUUGGUGAAUUUAAUAAAGCUGAAGAACUUUAUAACGUAUUACUCGAACAGACAUCUGAUGAGAGUAAAAAAGGGUCUUACUAUAAUCAACUUGGAAGUGUCCAUUUGAACAAAGGUGAUUAUCAUAAAGCUAUUUGGUAUUACAAACAAAAUCUAAAAAUUCAACAGAAAAAGUUUUCUUCAAAUCAUCCUGAUUUGGCCACUUCCUACAACAACAUUGGUAGUGUGUAUAGAAACAUGGGAGAGUACCCGAAAGCACUUUCAUUUUACGAAAAAGCACUUGAUAUAAUCAAAAGAACUCUCCCUUCAAAUCAUCAACAUUUCCCUUCUUUAUACAACAACAUCGGUAGCGUGUAUAACAGCAUGGGAGAGUACCCGAAAGCACUUUCAUUUUACGAAAAAGCAUUUGAAAUAAUCAAAAGAACUCUUCCUCCAAAUCAUCCUGAUUUAGCUACUUCAUACAACAACAUCGGUGGUGUGUGUAACAACAUGGGAAAGUACUCGAAAGCACUUUCAUUUUAUGAGAAAGACCUUGAAAUUUGUCAAAAAACUCUUCCUUCUAAUCAUCCUUCAUUGGCUACUUCAUACAACAACAUUGGUAAUGUGUAUAACCACAUGAGAGAGUACUCAAAAGCAAUUUCAUUUUACGAAAGAGACCUUAAAAUUUGUCAAAAAGCUCUUCCUUCAAAUCAUCCUUCAUUGGCUACUUCAUACAACAACAUCGGUAAUGUGUAUAACAACAUUGGAGAGUACUCGAAAGCACUUUCAUUUUAUGAAAAAGCACUUAAAAUUGAUCAAAAAACUCUUCCAUGGAAUCAUCCUAAUUUCGCUACUUCGUUCAGCAACAUUGCUAAAUUGUAUUACAGUAUGAAAGACUAUUCGGAAGCACUGUCAUAUUUUGAACGUGCUCUGGACAUAUUUCAACGUGCGUUAUCUACAACUCAUCCACAUAUUAGAGAUGUGAAAGAGAGUAUUGAAAUUGUCAAAAAGAAAUUAUAA